AUGGUUUCAAAUCAGUCCGCUGACACAAUGCACGAUGAGCUGCCAUAUCUCAAGAACCACCCCAGUCUCAUCUUUUUCACGGAUUUUGAUGGAACCAUCUCAUUGCAAGAUUCCAAUGACUAUCUGGUUGACAAUCAUGGCUUUGGAGUGGACAAGCGCGAGAAGCUCGAACUGGAACUCCUGAAAGGGAAUAUAUCAUUCAGGGACUCAUUCCAGACCAUGCUUGACAGCGUGCGAACCCCGUUCAACGAAUGUCUUCGGGCCCUCGAAGAGAACAUCCAAUUCGAUCAGCACUUCGUUACAUUCUACCACUGGGCACGAGAGCAUAACAUUCCCAUAGUAGUGCUGUCCUCGGGCAUGGAGCCCAUCAUCAACGCCUUGCUGAAGAGGCUAUUGGGCAGCAAGCCGGAAAACAUCUUCGUAGUCGCCAACGACGUUGAGUCUCGCAAAGGCAAGCAUAUUAACAUGGAUGGUGGCUGGCAAAUUUCCUUUCGCGAUAAUAGCCCAUUCGGUCAUGAUAAAUCACACGCGAUAAAACCAUACGCAGCGCUAGGCGGUCAAUCUCGCCCGAUCUUGCUUUAUGCUGGAGACGGUGUCUCCGACCUGUCUGCCGCAUCGGAAACAGACAUUCUCUUUGCGAAGAGCGGGAUGGGCCUCGUCCGAUACUGUGAGCAAAAGGGGAUCCCAUUUGUCCCUUUUAAUGACUGGGCUUCCAUCCUUGCCACCGUCCAGGGAAUCUACGAAAAUGGAUACAGCAGUGUCAUCGGCCAUCUCUCCCCACAGGUGAAAAACUAA
Messenger RNA from Aspergillus tanneri, 795 nucleotides. RefSeq lists its product as uncharacterized. The record is from RefSeq and is a predicted model, not a curated record. The transcript is spliced from 6 exons. Gene Ontology annotation, molecular function: phosphatase activity. Lineage: Eukaryota; Fungi; Ascomycota; Eurotiomycetes; Eurotiales; Aspergillaceae. The coding region runs from base 1 to 795 and encodes 264 amino acids.